AUGAAUUUGCAAACAUUUAGCAAUUUAAAUUUGAAAAGUGAUCCUACAAGUGAAGCUGACUUACAAAAAAGUAUUGCAAAUUUAUAUUAUGGCCGAAAAAGGCUUGCUGCUUUGAUGGGUGAAAAGAAAAAGUGGCUGAAUGCUCAGAGAAGAGCAAGUCUACUAAUCCAACCAUGCAAAAUUGAUGAACUAAAUGUGAUGUCAAAGUUUCCUUCAUUACUGCAUACUGUUGCAACUGCCCAAUUAUCUGAAGAACAACGUCAGGAUCAGCUUAACUUAAUUGAACAAAUUAUACAAGAGUCGAUUAUAAUAGAAUGGCCUAAAGUAUUACAUGAUAAAUGCCAUAGCAACGAAAAUCAUCUACUUGGUGUGGAGUUAGAUUUUGCUCCCUUAAUUCAUCGAGCUCGAAAUGUUGUUAAAUGUCGGACAUCACACCCAACAAUGAGAGUAAGAGUUUGCGCAAUUGCUGAGCCAAGUUCUGACCAAGUUUAUCCGAAAGUGAUGGAAGCGCUCUUUCGUGCCACUCUUGUCAAAUUAUCUAACGAUGCAGGAGAAAGGCAAAUUGCUGGUCGGCUAAUUUUGACCCAACGUGAAGGUACAUCAGCAACAAAAUAUCACGACCAAAGUGGUGUAGCGGUAAAUAUGAACGGAAAAUUGCUCGUAAAUCAAGCAAGACCUGAAUGUUCUACCAAUAUUUUAUUAGAGCAGUUUGGUGAAACAGCGAAAAAAACUGAUUUCAAAUAUGAGCACGGAACUCUUUGCGCAAUAUUUCCUGAAUUGGGUGUUACGUUGAAUUCUAUGAUUGACAGACGUCAGCUAUCCACACGUUAUGCAAUCCAAGUAGAUGUAGCGCUGAACAUUGAAAACAAAUUAAUCGUAAAACACAUGGUUUUAUCUCAUGAAUUUCUUAUUGCAAUAACCAAUGAUCAAACAGAAUCACUGCUAAACUUUAUCUACUGGCCUCGACUUCUCGACAGUGAAUACUUUCAAGAUCAACCAACUGAAAUUGGGAAUCAUUCAAUGAAUGGCAGAAAACCAAAUGUACCAUGGGGUAUUUUGAAGGAAGCCCUUCAAUACUUUGUGAAGACUCAGUGCAGCUCAGCCCGUCCUUUGGAUAGAGAAGAAUUAUUGCAUGUACAAUGCAUGCUUUUUUAUCCAAAAUUGAAAAAGGCAAGUAAACAAGAAUGUGAGCAGUUGGAACAGCACUUUUUUGGAAAUAUACGAAAAACUGAUGACAGUGAAAAAAGUAUUCUAAUCAGAUUAAAGCACCGAUUAUUAACGGAAAUGGUAUCCGAUGAUGUAUUAGUUACAAAACAUGAGCUUAUGCUAAAUAAAUGCAUUAGUCUUGCGGAUGGUACCACUGAACUGCGACAUAACCUUUGGCAGUGGUUAUAUCGAGCAACUGAAAUUAUCAUCGAUGUUGGCCAUAAAUUUUGUCCUGCGAUGUCAAAUGCUGAUAAAAAAUGCGCAAAAACAAAAAGACCAAACUUUUCAAUGAAUGAAUGCCAAUCAGCGUUGAGUUUGUACAACAACAGAGUUUUAACUUUAAGAAGCGCACAAAGCGUGAUAGAAGUCUUCAAAACAAUUGACGAAAACGAUAAAAAAUGUGACACAUCAACAAAAGCUAUCUUCUUGAGAUUUUGCGAUGAAAACGUGGGACACGUCUCUUUCGCGUUCUCAAAUAUUCAUAUAGUAAAUGUGACUGUGUUAUGUAGAAAUAACGAUGGCAAGCCUUUGAUGGGUUCGCUGUCGUGUGAACAAAUUAAAGACUUCAAGCAAGGAAUUGCUGAAGUGCUUAUGGAUGAAACUUUCCCAAAACAUUACGAUCGUAUUGUUCAAUUUCAAAUUGACCAGUAUAGCGGGGACAAUAGCAACGAAAAAUUGAUAAUCGCCACACCAUUGCAAUCAAUAUACAUGUACGAUUACGCUGAUAUCUACCAUAUUUUAGCAUAUGUACAAAUGUUACUACACGCUUCUUCGGUAUGUGAGGCAUUUAGCGGUAUUUCAAUGACAGAUUUAAACAUAAACAAUGUAAAUAGCCAAAGGGAAAUAUCAGAACUAAUUCUAGAAGGUUACAAUAAUGUUGAAAAUGGUCGACAAGCUACGACUAACAGACGGAAAAGAAGCACAUUAUUUUUGGAAUCAAAAGGAAAUAUGAAAAGUGACAAGAGUGAAAACGAUUUUUCGAUGAGUAUUUUAAGAGGAGGUCAAAGUGAAAUGCAAAGGCUUGAGGACAAUGAGUUAGAAGCUCUGGAUUUAACUAAGAAACGUGUGAAGCAAAGUAAUAACUGACG
Thelazia callipaeda (thelaziosis nematode) is the source of this 2294-nucleotide messenger RNA. Lineage: Eukaryota; Metazoa; Nematoda; Chromadorea; Rhabditida; Thelaziidae. The record is from the annotation of a GenBank genome assembly.